AUAAACCCUCAAGCGAUGGUGAAGCUAAUGCUGAAUUUUGCGAUUCUAAGCCUGCUGCUUUGUCUGGCAUCAGCAACCAAAAAGGAGUUGCUUGAGCACCGAAAGAAGAUUUGCAUGCAACCUAGCGACUAUGGCAGCUGCAAGGAAAGACGGUUGCGAUGGUAUUACGAUCCAACGGCCAACGCCUGCAAGCCCUUCACCUAUAGUGGCUGCGGUGGAACCUACAAUCGAUUCGAACGCGAAACCGAAUGCUGGAACUAUUGUAUGGACCCGGAUAUCUUUUACGAAACUAGCUAGGGAUUCCAUAAGUUUUCCCAUGUACAAAGAGAUGGAUGUGGAAUUGGUGGAUAAUAUCUAUUGAAUAAACCGUAUUUGCUUUGAAAUCUUCAGCUAUCAAA
This is a messenger RNA of Drosophila persimilis, 398 nucleotides long. Its product is annotated as kunitz-type serine protease inhibitor. NCBI's taxonomy places the organism in Eukaryota, Metazoa, Arthropoda, Insecta, Diptera, Drosophilidae. The transcript is spliced from 2 exons. The record is from RefSeq and is a predicted model, not a curated record. Bases 16 to 297 code for a protein of 93 amino acids. Gene Ontology annotation, molecular function: serine-type endopeptidase inhibitor activity.